AUGUCUCAAGGCCGCUUUUUCCCCAUGCCACCAAAGAAAUCGACGAAAUCGACUCAUCAAGCAACUCCCUUGAAAGCUCCGGACGGAGAGAUACACUUGACUUCAGGAUCCAAAGCCCCUGCUUCCACUUCCCAUCGAUAUCAAGAGUCAACUUCCAGAACCCCAAUUGUAGGCCGCCGUACUUUGCGUGAGCGACCCAAACCAACCUUAUCAAAGAAACCAGUGAUCAGUAAGCGUAAGGCGCCUCCGGCUUUGCAAGAUACUACUUCGAAUAAAAAAGUGCAACCAAAUAACAAAGGUAAAUCGAAACCGAAGACAGCCCAAAGCCGCCCGCCUCCUUCGAAGGAGCUGUCACCUCCGUCAGAAAAUCCAUUUGAUCCCAAAGAUUUGGAUCAAUUUCUUCCCCUUGGACCAGAACCACCACCAAGAAACUUGAGUAUGUGCCAUGAAUACGGCGAAAGCGAUUACGAGAACGACACCGAGCCCAUUGCCAACAUCAACAACACCAACACCAACAACAGUCGCAAUUACACGACCCUCCAUCCCCCAAAGUUUGUUCCCCUGCAGGGAUCUAGAUUACAAACUUUUAAUCGAUACUCUAAUCGCGCUGAUCUCGACGACCAUCACCUCGCCAUGGGCCGACAGUUGUGUAGUAUUACCGAAGUUCGGAAGCUCGCGACGUCCAAAUCUACUGCUGUUGGAACUCCGGCUGCAGCUGCACCCUGGCUUUCAAAGGACGACUCUGCUGAGCUACGAGAUGGCAUUAUGUCCAAUCCUGAUAAAUGGAAAAAACGUUUGCUUCCACGUGGAUAUGGCAAGAACCCAAAAGUGGCGGAUGCUAAAUCUCUCAACACCUUGGUCAAUGUUGUGUUGAAGGAACUUCUCGAGAAUAUACAUUUACCAGGCCAAACUGGCAGCACAGGCACUGGUGCCAUACCCACACUCAAUGGGGUCGUGGCCAGGCUUCACGAUAAAGAAUUUGGACAAGUCGGCGGCCGUGUACCUGUUUGUGACGAGAUCUUUGAACAGGUGGGACAUCUUCAAAAGGCUCGUUACGCUUACAUUCGGAUGCAAGCCUGCCAUUGGGGCUUUUACAAGGCGGAUUACAAAGACGGUGCAACCUUGUGGGGGAUUGUGGAUGAGAAACUAGAGUAUUUGCGAUCACGAUCCAGCAGGUAUCGACAUGCGUUCGCCAUCCUGUGCUUGUCAGAAGACUUGGAGGUAUUUGGCAAUAAUAAGCCUUUAAAUAUCAAUGAAACGUGGGGCUCGGAGGUUCCAGAGGACGAGUUGCUUCACAAACAAGACGAAAGGCAGGCUGAGAAGGAGGAUGAUAAUGACAAUAUUGACAAUAUUGACAAGAAUGAUGAAGAAGAAGAAGAAGAGGAUGAGAAAGAAGAAGAAGAAGAAGAGGAUGAGAAAGAAGAAGAAGAAGAAGAAGAAGAAGAAGAGGAUGAGAAUGAUGAUGAAGAAGAAGAAGAUUAG
Molecule: messenger RNA, 1482 nt
Organism: Melampsora larici-populina 98AG31
Lineage: Eukaryota; Fungi; Basidiomycota; Pucciniomycetes; Pucciniales; Melampsoraceae
Exons: 9
Coding region: 1-1482 (493 amino acids)
Source: RefSeq, a predicted model, not a curated record